UCAUUGUACCCUUUCUUAUCCGGUUUAUAAAGACAUCGCCACUUCCUUUAGACCUAAAUACUCCAAGUCUUACGGACAUUCCAGUUUAAAGAAGAAAAAACUUAAAAGACGAAUAUCAUUUGAGUUUCUUGAAAUACGUGAUUGGUUGAUUUCAAUUCUUUUGGCACUCCAUUGUAAUUAUUUUGUUUUUGCCGGAUACUAAAAUGCUUACAUUAUGUAGAUUUGUAUGUUCAUAGGUACGAUUUGAGACAGACGUGUCAAUGUCAACAAACAAUAUCAAUGAGCUUUACGAAUGUGGCAAGAACAUUUCUCCUCGAAGAAAUCUGGCAUCCGAAAUGAAAAACCAAACCUGUCGUCAGUACAUACGUAUUGACUGUUGUUGUUUUAUUAUAGACACCGGAUCGCAAGAUGCCUUGACAUUUUGUAACUAGUACCAGCCAGAGUUGUUUUUUUUUAUUUAACGAGCCCAAAAUGGCAGUAAAUCGCCGCUGCCGGACUUUAUGUACCAUGUCUGUGUUUUUCGUGUUAGGAUUUCUCCUAGGUCACGUGAUGUGGAAGCACGCGAGGCCUGUGUUCUUUGUUGCGUCCAUUAGCUGCAACCGGACGUGGAUUACCCCCGACACACAAUUCGGAAACGACGAGCGUUUGCAGUUGCCGGAACUAUUUGAUGCCUCGGAAGACCACCGAUUUCCGAGAUCAGUGGAGGACGCCAAGAACGACUACUCUGAAGAAGAUCUAUCUGAAGAGGAUGGGGAUAACUUUCUUUUUAUCGGCAUCAUGACUGCCAGGAAGUUUUUAAACAGCCGAGCCUUUGCUAGUAGCAGAACAUGGGUACCAAGAGUGCCUGGAAAAGUCGUGUACUUUCUUGGUGAAGGGGAGGAGUACACAGGAGAUUUAAACGUGAUCCAACUGAAAGGAGUCAAAGAAAAUGACUAUCCUCCCCAGAAGAAAUCGUUUGCCAUGGUAGAGUACAUGAGCGAGCAUUUCGCCCCACAUUACAAGUGGUUGAUUCGUGCUGACGAUGAUGUCUACAUGAAGGUCGACGAACUGGUCAGGUUUCUGAAAUCAGUGGACGACAGAAGGCCGCUGUACAUUGGUCAACCAGGAUUCGGAAAAGCUGUCGAGGCAGGUAAGCUUGGCCUCGCAGGCUCCUUCUGCAUGGGCGGGCCUGGCGUCAUCAUGAGCCGGAAAGUUGUGACAGGCGUAGCCCCUGGUCUUCAAGAGUGUCUGAAGGUUACAGUGACCGGUCACGAGGACACAGAGCUGGGUAGGUGUAUCACCAUCAACACAGGGGUACAGUGCACUCUGGCCUUUCAGAUGAAGGAUUUGUUCUAUCAAAACUACCAAGAACUGGAUGAGCCCAACAGUUCAUUCAAAAAGAAACUCGGGAAAGCUGAAAUGAACGCGUUAACUUUACACCCACUCAAAGAAGCUGCCUAUGUAUUUAGGAUGGAUAAUUUCUUUAAUAACAUCACUUUGCAGAAACUGUAUGAGAAAAAAACAACGCUGUUAGCAGAAAUAGAACCAGCAGACAAAUAUAUAUUUGGGGCGAAAGGUCAACCAGAAAAGAAAGAUGCCCUAGUGAGCUCCUCCAGAGGUGCGGUCAAUGAAGUAUCGACCUAUGACAAAUUUUUUACGAAUGCAGUGGAAAGACGAGGAGAGGAAAUUAUAAACUUAGAAAACAUUCGGCUUUUACCUAAGGUCAAGUCCAUCUAUCAAGGUCACGAUAAGUCUUGGGAAUACAUUCGCUACAAGAGAAUGUUUAGCACGACCUUUGAGACGGGAAAGCUGGAAUUCCCGAUUGAGUUUAAACGAAGAACUGAAUUACACCUGGAAAUGACCGGGCAUCUGAAGUCAUAUCCAGAGAAUGCCAAGCUAAAGCUUCAAUUUGUCAAUGAGACCUACCAUAGACUAACUACUGACCGGGGGGUAGAGGUCAUGCUAUUUCUGAAGAAGUGGUACCAGAAGAAGAAAUAUGUCCAGCCAGUUUACCUCAGGAAGCCAUUUCUUCCAGGCUUCGUUGAUUUCCGGGAAGCAGAUCACUUGGAUGAGGAAAAUGAAGGUCAAGGAAGUCAAGGUCAAGGAAAAACGAUACACAUGCUCAUGCCUCUCUACCAAAGAUCCGCCAUCUACAAAAGGUUUUUAGAAAUGCAUGCUCGGGCCAUUGUAGGUUACAGAGGCAAAGUCGAGUUGAGGGUGGUCGUUUUCACAGACGACAGGGGAGAGCAUAAACUGUUGUCUGCUAUGACCUCCACCAUGAUGAGCAAGAUCCCCAGCCUUGACAUUCGCAUGACGUACUUGGACGAGCCAUUUAACAGGGGCAAAGGUUUAAUGACAGCCCUGAGUGAUCUCCCUUACACGUCUCUGUUGCUGUUCAUGGAUGUAGAUAUGGAGUAUUCCUCGUACUUCUUACAUCGGGUGUCAAAGUACACAGUUCAAGGCCGCAGUACAUUCUUCCCAAUCUACUUUGUGCAUUUUAACCCAGACUCAAUUUGCUAUAAACAAAAAGAUUGUGAUUCCCUGCUGAAUAGCAGACGUGAUGAAGUUGGAUUAUGGCGGAGUUUCAGUUACGGCAUUGGCUCUGUGUACAAAUCGGAUCUGGUCCGCGCUGGUGGCUUCAAGACAGACAUCGUGGGCUGGGGACUUGAAGAUGUGGAUUUCUAUGAAAAGUGUAUUUCUUUGGGACUGAAUGUGAUGAGAGGAUCUGAUCCCUCCAUGAUACACAGGUACCACCCACGAGAAUGCAACAUGUCUCUCCCGGAGAACCAGCUCAAGCAGUGCAUUGACAGUGGUAGCGCCAUGUUGGGAUCUGUACAGAAUCUUUACCGGAUGUUGUAUGACGUCUCAAAAGGGAAAGGAGUGUAACUAAACAUGCCUUUUUCCCCACCAGUUGGUGCAGUUAUACAGAGACUGAACCAAAUCUACUGCUUGACAAAUGGGAGUCGGAUUAAAUGACAGAAGCAAAGUCAUGCAAUAAUACAUAAAUUAUACCGACUCUGCGCUGGAUGUUGUUUAACAUGAGGACAUGGAAGAGUUCAUAAUGGAUAUGAAUAUUCCAUGGCUAUUAAACAAAUUAUUUGUAUUACAGCGUGUAAAUGCGUGUGACCAAGUUAAUGACUGUUAAUACUAUGAUACGGUGUUACGGAAAUUUACUUUAAUAAAUGUACAUUGAAGAACAAUUUACACUUGAAAAGGUUUACCUCAAAUGUUUUAUGAAGGCAGUACUAAAUGUUAAAAAAGAAAUCAAGAACUGCUACACUGUAGCAUCUUUGCAGCUUCUCGUGUAACUAAAGAGGCCAUUCUUUGAUACACAUUCACGGUUACAAGUAAAGCGUUUGUAAUCACCAUACGCUGGCCGUUGUCUGCCCUUUUCUUACUUUAUUGUGUUCACCAUCUACAAUCCAGGAACCUUCAAUUAUGAUUUCUCUACAUGUGGUCCAUCCUGUAUGUUUUAUAAUCUGUUGUUGUCACACUUGAAGAGCUUCACGUGACGUAGGAGUGGACCACAUGCAGUGUGUCUCCUGUGGUCUAUUACACCUCCAUACAAUAGACCUUGCAGAGGUCGACCCUGUGACAUGCAGUGUGUCUCCUGUGGUCUAUUACAUCUCCAUACAAUAGACCUUGCAGAGGUCGACCCUGUGACCUUCGGUGUGUCUCCUGUGGUCUAUUACACCUCCAUACAAUAGACCUUGCAGAAGUCGACCCUGUGACAUGCAGUGUGUCUCCUGUGGUCUAUUACAUCUCCAUACAAUAGACCUUGCAGAGGUCGACCCUGUGACCUUCGGUGUGCAUGGUCAAGCCAGCCAAGUUGCCUACUGCUUAUACAUUUCAGAAAAUUACAAAAGAUCUUCCUGCCAAAUUGACUGUAUUUUUGUUACACUUUUAAAACAGAAACUGUCUGUUCGUUAUAAACAUAUCAUUGCCAUG
Molecule: messenger RNA, 3927 nt
Organism: Biomphalaria glabrata
Lineage: Eukaryota; Metazoa; Mollusca; Gastropoda; Planorbidae
Product: chondroitin sulfate synthase sqv-5-like
Exons: 16
Coding region: 472-2865 (797 amino acids)
Cellular component (GO): Golgi cisterna membrane
Molecular function (GO): glucuronosyl-N-acetylgalactosaminyl-proteoglycan 4-beta-N-acetylgalactosaminyltransferase activity
Source: RefSeq, a predicted model, not a curated record